Colletotrichum fioriniae is the source of this 492-nucleotide messenger RNA. RefSeq names its product Coenzyme Q-binding protein coq10, mitochondrial (gene COQ10). The record is from RefSeq and is a predicted model, not a curated record. NCBI's taxonomy places the organism in Eukaryota, Fungi, Ascomycota, Sordariomycetes, Glomerellales, Glomerellaceae. Gene Ontology annotation, cellular component: mitochondrion. Gene Ontology annotation, molecular function: ubiquinone binding. Gene Ontology annotation, biological process: cellular respiration; ubiquinone biosynthetic process.
AUGCCCUACCUCUCCACCCAACUCUACGACGUAAUCUCCGACGUGGACGCCUACCAGACCUUCGUCCCCUACUGCGCCGCAUCCCGCGUGACAGCCUGGUCCGAACCCGACUCCACAAACGGCGGGCGUCGCUACCCGACGCAAGCUGACCUCCGCGUCGGCUGGGGCGGCUUCGAGGAGACGUUCACGAGCAGAUUACACUGCGUUCCCGGCAAGAGCGUCGAGGCGAUCAGCGGCGCGGACGUGGAGGGCGCCAGCCCGGGAAACGGAGGCGAGGGCGGCGCCGUGUUUAGGAGUUUGGUGACAAAGUGGCAAUUGAGGCCGCUUGCCUCCGGGACGGGCACCGAGGUGGAUCUGGUGAUUCGGUUCCAGUUUGCGAAUCCGUUGUACUCGGCCGUCAGCGCUGCGGUUUCUGAAAAGGUGGCGGGCGUCAUGAUUGAGGCGUUCCAGAAACGUGUAAAGGCGGUUUUGGAGGUCAUUGUCAAGAAGUGA